AUGUCAAAUAUUAUACAAAAAUUUAUAUUCAAGAAUAUCAUUAGACCAGAGUAUCCAACAAAAUGUUCUUUUGAACGAAGAAAAUUAUUUUAUCGCCCUUCUUUUAACAGAUGGUUAGCUAAUUUAAGAGAAGCAACAAGUUUAUUUAAGAAAUCUGAAACUGAUCAUUUGGACAAUGAUGACUAUAUUCAAGAAACAAUAGUUAUUAAUCAGAAUAAUCAAGAUAAACCUAUCUAUCUUCCAGACAAUAACCAAAAAAUAUUAAUAGAAGAUUCAACAAAUCAACAAGGUGUUACACUUUAUCAAUUAUAUUGCCAAAAAGAAAUUCUUCGAAAAAACAUGAAAGUGAUUCAAGAUAUUAAAAAUGUAAUAGAUAAUUUUAAAAUAGAAGGAUCUGAAUAUCUUAAAAACUCAUUAGAGUACUUAACAAAGGUUAUUAGUGAAUCACCCCUGACUCCAUACAAGUAA
This is a messenger RNA of Racocetra persica, 468 nucleotides long. The record is from the annotation of a GenBank genome assembly. Lineage: Eukaryota; Fungi; Glomeromycota; Glomeromycetes; Diversisporales; Gigasporaceae.